Molecule: messenger RNA, 932 nt
Organism: Pogonomyrmex barbatus (red harvester ant)
Lineage: Eukaryota; Metazoa; Arthropoda; Insecta; Hymenoptera; Formicidae
Product: ceramide-1-phosphate transfer protein
Biological process (GO): ceramide transport; intermembrane lipid transfer
Cellular component (GO): cytosol; cytoplasm; membrane
Molecular function (GO): ceramide 1-phosphate transfer activity; ceramide 1-phosphate binding
Source: RefSeq, a predicted model, not a curated record
AUGGCGGAGGGACCGGAGUUAAAUUUUUUUGAUUUACGUACGGUACAUGAUCAUUUUGAUCAAGCUCUUUUGGAGAAUGACGAUAUCGAUUUGAAAGAAUAUCUGGACGCCUACAAUGAACUGUACAAAUUUUUUCAGCUGAUGGGCAGUGUCUUCAGUUUUGUUUCUUCUGAUCUAAAGCAAAAAAUAGAUAUCCUGAUUGAUUUGAAAAAUAAGGAUACCCAAAAUUAUAUGACUGUUAAGUCUAUGAUCGAACAUGAGAAAGAAAAUAAGCUCCUAGAAAAAACUGAUUUUGUCAAUGGCGCACGUACUUUAUUGCGACUACAUAGAGGUUUAGAUUUUAUUAGGGAAUUUUUGCAACAAUUGGGUGACCUCUCCGAUGUUGAUAAAACAGCUUGCUGUUGUCAAGACGCAUAUAGCAAAACCUUAGCUAAACAUCAUCCAUGGGUGGUCAGAAAAGCUGCAGUAGUUGCAAUGUACACUAUGCCUACUAGAGAGGCUUUAUUCAAGAAAGUUUGCGGUGAAAAUGUUCAACGGAAUAUAGAUGUUCUGCCCAAAAUGUUGGAAGUGACUGCCGACGUAUUUAACCGUACUGACAGCAUUUAUGAAGCUUAUCAACUACAUACUCUACCAUAAAAGAAUAUGGGAAAUAUUAAACUGAUACUUUAUCUGGUGCUUUUAGUUUCUCAAUACAUGGCACACGAUAUUCCAUUUUUGUGAUAUUACUACAUUAGAAUAUUUCCAAGAUAUUGUAUAGUUAAUAUUAAUUUCGCAUUAAUUUUUAAUAAAUAAGCACGUUUAUUUUUGGGAAUGUAUUUCAUUAUAAUUGAUAUGUCCAACAAUACGUAUAUGUAUUGUUGGACAUAUGAUUAUUAGACAUACUGAUAACGUACAAAUAGUGGCACAAUUGUACAAUAAAUAUGUAUCACUUA